Bolinopsis microptera is the source of this 3107-nucleotide messenger RNA. RefSeq names its product dual specificity calcium/calmodulin-dependent 3',5'-cyclic nucleotide phosphodiesterase 1C-like. Gene Ontology annotation, molecular function: calmodulin-activated 3',5'-cyclic-GMP phosphodiesterase activity. NCBI's taxonomy places the organism in Eukaryota, Metazoa, Ctenophora, Tentaculata, Lobata, Bolinopsidae. The transcript is spliced from 14 exons. Bases 235 to 2040 code for a protein of 601 amino acids. Gene Ontology annotation, biological process: signal transduction. The record is from RefSeq and is a predicted model, not a curated record.
ACAAUAAAGGUGGUUGUUAGAGCUUCGCAGCUGUUUCUAUUUCCAAUAGAUAUUAUUUCUAAUUAUCACUUUUUGUUCUCAUCGUAUUUUUCACCUAAGUUUUCAUCCUGAAAAUCGUCCUUUGGGAAACUAAACAACGUUUUGAAGAGCAUAGAAUAAACACUGUUUUACAUAUAAGCCUCUUUUUUGUGAAGUUAAUUCUCGUUUAAAAAGUAAAGAUCAAGUUCCCAGCGAAUGGUUACCAAAAUAACGGCGAGUAUGAUGAGCUCGAUGAUGAGGAGGGAACCCACUCUCGACUACAUAGCCGUCAGUUACAUAGCCCCAAAGUGUCAAAACAACGAAAAUGAAUCGCCGGAAGACAAAAUCAAACCCGACCCUCUGGACCCCAAAAAUAUCGCUGAUAGUAUCAUUCGAUUGGAGGAGUUGAAGAAAGCGUCUCUGUCUAAAACUAAGCAUGACUCUGAUGAGGUCUUGGAGCAGGCACUAUCCAUUCUCCGUCACACUGAGUCCAUCAUUUCUUCCAUUAGAAGGGCAAGCGUUGGGAUGGUCUCCGAAGACAUUGAAGCCCAGACGAUGAUCUCCAGCGUUGAAGAUACUCCUAAAGCCGUCAAGGAAUGGUUGGCUGCAACUUUCACCAAACAAAUAUUCGGGAGAAGACAGGCGGUGGAGCCCCCGAAGUUCAGGAGUAUCGUACAAGCAGUCAGAGCUAGCAUGUACGUAGAUAAGAUAACCAGGAAGACUUCUCAAGCUCCUGUGGACGUUUCUCCCGCAACUCUCAUGCUUCAGGACCAGUUAAAUAACUGGGAUAUUGAUGUGUUUAAAUACGAUGGUCUGACGGGCAACAAACCGUUCCGAGGCUUGUUUGGUGAGGUGCUACGAAGAUAUGGCCUUGUUAAGAGGUUUAAGAUAAACCUGCACAACCUGGAGAACUACUGCGCUCUGGUUGAGAACGGCUACAAUCUGCACGGUAACCCCUACCACAAUGCAAUUCACGGAGCUGAUGUUCUCAUCACAACCCACAACCUCAUCUCAUCUACUGGCUUUGCUUCCUGGAUGACUGAUAUUGAGAUACUGGCUCUUCUCUUCUCCGCUAUGAUACACGAUGUUGAACACACGGGAACCACUAAUAACUUCCAUAUUUGUACCAGUUCACCUCUGACGAUAAUGUACAACGAUAGAUCAGUUCUGGAAAACCACCACAUCAGCUCGGCCUACAGAUAUCUUGAUCAACCGGACUCUAAUCCUUUCGAUAAAUUAUCGAAGGAUGACUUCAGGGAAAUGAGGGGGAUAGCCGUGGAAGCUGUUCUGGGAACUGACAUGAGCGCUCAUUUCACCCAAAUCAAGAACAUGCAGAACGCCCUCUUCAACCCCUCGACCGUUAACCGGAACACGGCGAUGACCCUGAUUCUGCACUGUGCUGACAUCUCACAUCCAACUAAAACAUGGGGUCUCCACAAGAAAUGGACGGAUAAUCUCAUGGAGGAGUUCUUCUGUCAGGGUGACAAAGAAACGUCGCUGGGACUUCCGAACUCGCCUCUCUGCAACAGAACAGAGACUUUAGUCCCCGAGUCCCAAGUCGGUUUUAUCGACUUUAUCAUCGUUCCUAGCAUGAACCUUCUUGGAGAUAUGUUCGAUGCUCUACUGCUUCUUCAGAAUGAAGAAGCCAACGCUACUGGAACUAAAUCUGUUAACUACAAAAAGGUCGAUAGACCGUGGGAUAAUCGAUUAUCCGAGAAUAGGAAAAGGUGGAAAGAGCUCGUCACUCCAAAAGACGAGACCCCUGUAACUCCAGCAGUCAAUGGCCGUGUAAAGGAAGAGGAAACGGAGUCAGUUAAGGAGAAGGUAUCUCAUCCCCCGACUAAAAAGAACAGCACCACCGACCAGCCGUCCUCACGGAAAUCAUCCUCACAACGAAACAGUCAGACAGACGCGCCCUCCUCCCUUAAUGGGGGCCCUAAAAUCCUCGAGGAAGAUCCUAAAACCGUUUCUUCCCCGACCGCGACUGGACAAUCAGCAGCUGUUGUCGGGGCCUGCCCUUGAUCUUGCGUGAGGCGUAACGCGUCAUUUUGUUCAGUUCCAAUGACAGAGAUUUUGUUAAGUCAGCACUUCAGAAAUUGAGAAGUUAAGUACGAUGAGUAAGGACUAGUGGAACGUUCGCUUUGUUACUUAUUUUGUGUAUAUUUUAUAGAAAUGAUUUGUACCAAAUGUACAAUACUUAAUACAGCAUCGCGCCAGCUUGCAUCAUUUGUUUGAUUUUUAAUUGCAUUAAAAGUGGAUAAAUGCCAUGUUUUAAAUUUUACUUUUACGUUAUAAGAUCAAUUAAGUGGGUUGCAUAAUUUGUUUAUCGAAAAGUUCGAAUUCAUAUUAAGGUGAGUAACCGAAGUACAUAAAAAAACAUACUUGAGAUCAGUUGAACAAUCACGAUUAUAAAGUGUAUGAUCACGUGAUGUUGACAAUUUAUUUCAAGAGCCAUUGUAUUUAUCCAAUAUUUUGCAACAAUAAUGCAUGAUGCAGUGGUCUUUCAGUUUUCACCUUUUCCUAACUUUUGACUAAGUUUUGAAUUUUGAUUUGAAGUUUUAAGAGCAAUUCGAAAGUUUAACAUUAAGUAGAGUCAUAAUUUGGGUGGUCAAAGAAAUUGCUACAUAUUUGUUUUCAUGUUUUGGAUUGCAAUGACUUAAUAUAAUCAUAUAAUGAUAUAAUUGCCGGCACAUUUCUAGUUACACUUAGACUGAAUUAAGUUUGAUAUGUUAUGGAUUUUUUUCUGACACGCGAACGAUCAUCGAUCGAAUAAUUGAUAUGUUGAAGAUUUGAAGACCUGUUAUGAUGAUGUGAUGUCUGAUAAGAAUCUUAAAUAACGAGUGACGAGGUUAUACUCGAGGUCAAUAAACUAUGCAGUAUACAAUGAAUGAGUUCGCCAAAAGCUUUUAGAUUUUUACGUAUUACAGAAAGUUGCAUAUUUAAGUUUUACCGUUUGGUCUUAAAUUGGCUUCUUAGAAUAACUACAGUUAGAAUAGUAAUGAGUAAUAUUUAUCACAGCAAAUUCAACGAAUAUGCAAUGUAAUAUCUAUGACGAUUUUGUACCAAGAACUUUGUGCUUAUCUACCAAA